Messenger RNA from Pedinophyceae sp. YPF-701, 609 nucleotides. The record is from the annotation of a GenBank genome assembly. NCBI's taxonomy places the organism in Eukaryota, Viridiplantae, Chlorophyta, Pedinophyceae.
AUGGCUCAGUCGGUCGGGUGCCGCGCCGCGAUCGCGGACGUGCGCGCUGGCAGGACGGUUCAGGCUAGGCCGUUGACGUCCGGGACGGCGUUGAGGGCGAGGAGGCAGCGGAGCUGGGUUGGGGCGCGGGCGCAGAGCCUGGAGAGCUCAGCGGAGGUGGAGGUCAAUGUGCCGAUCGAGGAGGCGUUUAAGAUGUGGGAGGACCGAGAGGACAUUCCGAGCUGGAUGCCGUGGAUCCAUGAGGUCAAGGUCGAUGAGAGCGACGAGUCCCUGUCGCGCUGGAUCCUGCGGACCCACCAGUUCGGGCGAGACUGGGAGCUGUCGUGGCUGGCCAAGAACCUACACCCAGUGCCUCUGCAAAAGAUUCACUGGCGCUCGGUUCCAGGGUCGAUGAGCAUCGGCAUCGAGGUCCCGAACAGGGGCCAGGUGCGCUUCGCCAAACGGCCAAACGGGUGCUUGGUGGGCCUCAGCAUCCAGUACGAGGUGCCCUCGCCGCUGGCGCCGUUCGCGAACGCGCUGACGCCGCUCGUGAACAGCAUUCUGCUCGCAGACAUGGAGCGCUUCCGGGACAAGGCGCAAAGGCUCCACGCGCAGCAGGAGAGCGUUUGA